Molecule: messenger RNA, 1136 nt
Organism: Pygoscelis adeliae (Adelie penguin)
Lineage: Eukaryota; Metazoa; Chordata; Aves; Sphenisciformes; Spheniscidae
Gene: RIOX1
Product: chromosome unknown open reading frame, human C14orf169
Exons: 2
Cellular component (GO): nucleolus
Molecular function (GO): histone H3K36 demethylase activity; histone H3K4 demethylase activity
Source: RefSeq, a predicted model, not a curated record
GACCCCGGCUACUACGCGGGGCUCUUCUCCACGGCCGACUUCGACGCCGCCCUGCGAGGCGGCGAGGUGCACUUCGGGACCCACCUGGACGUGACCAGCUACGCCGAGGGGGUGCGGGAGACGCACAACCCAUCCGGCCGGGCCCUGCCGCCCGUCGUCUGGGACUUCUACCAGAACGUCGCCCCCCACUACGAUGACAUCGAGGCCUUCGUGCUGCAGCUGGAGGGGAAGAAGCACUGGCGCGUCUACAGCCCCCGGACGGAUGCAGAGGUGCUGCCCCAGUUCUCCAGCGCAAAUCUCACACAGGCUGAGCUCGGCGAGCCCAUGCUGGAGACGGUGCUGGAGGCCGGGGACCUGCUGUACUUCCCCCGAGGCUUUAUCCACCAGGGUGACUGUCUUCCUGACGCACACUCGCUCCACAUCACGGUGUCCUCCUACCAGAGGAACUCCUGGGGGGACUUCCUGGAGAAGCUCCUCCCGGCUGCUCUGCAGAUGGCCCUGGAGGAGGACGUGGAGUAUCGGCAAGGCCUUCCCAUGGACUACCUGGGGUACAUGGGGGUCACCAACUCGGACACAGUCGAUGCUCGCCGAACAGCCUUUAUGGGGAAGGUGCAGAGCCUGAUAAAGAAACUUGUUGACUAUGCACCCAUUGACGCUGCUGUGGAUCAGAGAGCCAAGUCGUUUCUUCAUGACUGUCUCCCCCCAGUGCUUACACAAAGUGAAAAGGCGCAGAGCAUGUACGGCUUCCCGGCCCGGUGGCAAGAUGGAGGCCCCUGUGAUGUUGAUAUACUGAUAACAAAAGACACGCAAGUACGUCUCCUCCGCCAUGGCAUCGUUAGAUUGUGUAAUGAAGAAGCAGGUGUGAUGCUGUAUUACACGACAGAAAACUCAAGAGUGUAUCACAAGGAAGAACCCAAGUUCCUUGAGAUAGAUCCCGAGUACACAGACAGUAUCGAAUUUCUCCUGUCUUCCUAUCCAAACCACGUCAGUGUGGAUACCCUUCCAUGCGAAACCUUGGAGGACAAGAUUUCUCUAGCCACGCUCCUGUUUGAGAAGGGCAUUCUGACCACAAAGAAGCCUCUGGUGCAAGUGUAACUCUUAUUUUUUAACAAAAUAAACAUACAUUUGUUUAGAAA